Molecule: messenger RNA, 501 nt
Organism: Lactuca saligna
Lineage: Eukaryota; Viridiplantae; Streptophyta; Magnoliopsida; Asterales; Asteraceae
Source: the annotation of a GenBank genome assembly
AUGCCGCCGAAGUUCGAUCCGUCACAAGUCGUCGACGUCUAUGUCCGCGUCACCGGAGGUGAGGUCGGGGCAGCGAGUUCACUCGCUCCUAAGAUUGGACCACUCGGUCUCUCUCCAAAGAAGAUCGGAGAAGACAUUGCAAAGGAAACCGCAAAGGACUGGAAGGGUCUCAGAGUUACAGUCAAGCUUACUGUUCAGAAUCGUCAGGCUAAGGUAUCCGUCGUCCCAUCCGCCGCCGCUCUGGUGAUUAAAGCUCUCAAGGAACCAGAGCGUGAUCGUAAGAAGGUGAAGAACAUCAAGCACAGCGGCAACAUUUCUCUCGAUGACGUGAUUGAAAUCGCGAAGGUUAUGCGUCCGAGGUCAAUGGCUAAGGAGUUGCAAGGAACUGUGAAGGAGAUUCUCGGAACUUGUGUUUCUGUUGGUUGUACGGUUGACGGAAAAGAUCCGAAGGAUUUGCAGCAGGAAAUAGCUGAUGGUGAUGUUGAGAUUCCUCAGGAUUGA